Oreochromis niloticus (Nile tilapia) is the source of this 5724-nucleotide messenger RNA. RefSeq names its product piggyBac transposable element-derived protein 3. The record is from RefSeq and is a predicted model, not a curated record. NCBI's taxonomy places the organism in Eukaryota, Metazoa, Chordata, Actinopteri, Cichliformes, Cichlidae. The coding region runs from base 3103 to 4278 and encodes 391 amino acids. The transcript has 3 exons.
GCCAAGUUGCACACUGUAGCAGGCUCUACAGAGUACACCAAAACAAGCAGCUUCAAGUACAGUUUCUUUCCACAGGCUGUGACUGUGAUGAACAUUUAGAACACUCAUUUAGUGUGAGUGGCUGUGUUUUUAUACCAAAUUAUUUGCUAUUUAUUGGCUGACAAUUACAAGUCGUGGAGACAUUUUUCAAACUAAUCCUCCAGGAUAUAGUUAUAUUGUUACUUCGUUAGAGUUAUUUGAUACUAUAUUUUGCACUAUCCUACUGUAUAUUACUGUAUACUACUAUUCUUUAUUGUAUAUAUUCUAUAUCUUAUUCAUCUGUUCCUCUGUCUCUCUUGCUGCUUUGAGCAUGUAUAUGACAAAAGAAUUUCCCUUGGGAUAAAUAAAGUUAUUCUUAUCUUAUCUUAUCUUACAAAAAGAAGCUAUAAAACACUAUAAAAAUACCUCACCAAACAUAAAAUUGUAUAAUUGGAAAAUUGUGCACAAAGUAUCAAAGUAAAAAUAUUAUUCUGCAGAAAAUUUGUCUUCUAUCAAUGUUAAAUGUUUUUAAAUGAGCUCUUUUAAAAUAAUUCAUAUUAUGUUUAAUGUUCAGCAUUAGACCAGUGUUUGACAUGGUUAACAGUCAUCUACAGGGGUGAUUAAAAUAUACAGUUUGCAAAUUGCAACAAGUCAACUUGCUUGUUUUAUUAGACCAGACAUGGUCAGAGUUGCCAUCCCCUCUCCAUAAUUCUCACAGCUUUCCUUGCUUAUGUAUUUUCAAACUCCAUCUUCUCUACAUCACACAUUUUGGCCAAGCUGGUUAGCAACAUGAAACUCAUCACUGAAACUUGUUUAUUUGCUAAUGCGAGCAGCUUGUAACUGAUCUCAGAGCAGUGAAAGAAGAGCCAGUGCCAGUAUCAGUUCUGAUAUGGCACUAGGAUAGAAGCUGUUCUUAAGUCUGUUUGUUCACGAUGAAAUGAACUUCAUCAAUUGUCAGCAAGAGGGCAGCAACUUAAAAAGAGAUCAUGUCCAGGGCGGGAAGGAUAUUUCAUGAGGUUUGCAGCACUGCUGAGGAGACAGACAUGACUCAUUCUUGUGCUGCAUGGAGUUGUUCGAACCGUUUUACAGUGAAAACCAGAUCUUAUGGGAUUACCUUUCACGGGUAAGUUUUAAUUCUAUGUAUGGGUAUUACCUGGGGCAGUUCUAGGUUCAAGCUUUAACAGCUGCUCAGCUCCCAGUUAUCAUGUCAUGCAUACAGUGUAAUUAAUAUUAAAGGAAUAUGCUGUUUACAAAUGUAAUCAACCCCAUUAACAUUUGCAAACCUCAGUUCAGCUGAAUAAAAAAUACAAUGUUACCUUCAAAAGCAACCCAAUUAGUUGGAUGACCAAUUGUCGUUAGUUUCUAAGAAUAAUUUAGGGUGAAUAAUCAGAGAUUUUAAUCUAAUCCACCUGUUUUAGGUUGGAGCCUUUAGUUAUCAAACUCGAGGCAAAGGCUCAGUCAUUAAAGAAGUUAACGAUGAGAGAUAAGAUGAUAGAAGAAGAUGAUAAGAUGAGAAAUAUGCACAACAUUAUUUCAGUGUCUUAAUCGCAGAGGCAGUUCACCAAAUCAUCAAGCACUUAAAGUAGCAUUAUUCAAUAUAUUCAAUACAGACACUGGAAAAUAACCUGUACACGAGGCAAACUGUUAAUAGAGUUGUUUUAUAUUAAAGUUUUUGAAUUCAUACAUUAGUUGGUUGGCAACUCACAACAUACCAGCAGACUAGUGGAUGAGAAGGUUAAAAUUAGCUGAUAAUCUCUAGUUAUUUAAGCUAAAUUAGCUAACGUUUUUGACACUUUUAGAGAACAAAUAAAAAUAAGCAGGCACUUUAUUAGUCACAGAAAUGUCCCCGCAUUAUCAGAACAGUUUGAACUUUUGCUAUAUUUCAGUUAAAGUGUGUUUUAAAUCUGCAUCACUGAUUUGUGUCAUGAAAUUACCUCUUCAUCUUUUUCUUGCUGCAGCAACAAAAGUCUUAUUUAGGCUUUUAAUGACAAACCACGCUGUUGAAACAGCAACGCCUCUGUGUGAACGCACUGUAACAUCAUGACAUCAACAACCCUGGACAGAAAACCUGUUUUCAUCCUGUCCUGUGCUGUCGUCAGUAGAAAAGUUAGGAAAAUAUAACAUUUGAAGAUAAUUAAUACUAUUAAUAGUUAUUUUUAGGGGUGCUCUGAUAUAAUUUAGGGGGCACUUGAGUACCCAAAGGGUCUAAACUCACCAAUGGUUUUUUCUAUGGUAACUAUGUUGUCAUUAUGACAUCCAGCCAUUCGGCUUCUUUUUCACUCUGAUUUUUACACCAGUCCAAAAACUAGACAAAGGUUAGCCAAUUGAACAAACCAGACAAAAAUAAUACAAUGUUUCUUAUUUGAGUGAGCUUAACAAAGGAUUUUUGGUACCUGUUUGUUGUUUAUGUGUGUAUGUUUUUUUAAGGGGCUGGAAUAACAACCCUUCACCAGGCCAGUUCAAGGCCAUUUUCAAGUGUCUAAUUGUGCGAUGUGUUGUGCCACUAAGCACAUCAGGAAAUGUGCCAACACAGGAUGAGACCAUGUCCCUGUCUGCUUUUGAGUUGUCCCUUUCUCCAGCUGCGGAAGAAACUGGGAAGCUUCCAUUCCUGAAACUAUGUGUGGCCAUAGCUAUCUACCAACCCACUUGGAUAUCCUUGUGAACAAUGCCCUUGUUUAUGUUACGGGGGUAGAAGUAGUUUUAAUAUUAUAUUCUGUCUUUUUCUGUCUGUUCAUAUAUAUAUUCUGUAUGCUUUUAUUUUUAAGGGGUUUUUUUCUGUGUGAGAAGAGAUGACAGAGAAGAGAUGGGAAGAGAUGAAAGUCCCUUCACACCUGUUGCCUGUAAUCCAGAUUCAAAUUCCUAAUUGAUGAUCCUGCCAUUGUUGAAAACAAUGAUGCCAUGACAUGCCAAAACUGGACCCCAAUGGAUUACUUCAAGCAGUACAUCAAUGAAAGAAUGGCCUUGUGCACAAAUCAGCGCGCAAUCCUUGAGUCUGGAGCAACACUAAAUACCACUCCUGAAGAGCUGAAGACAUUCUUUGGGAUUUCCAUUUACAUGGGUUGUCUAGGAUAACCAAACAUUCAAAUGAAUUGGGCCUCAAACACCAGAGUUCAAGUUGUAGCAGAAUCCAUGACCAGAAUUCAUUUCUACAAGCUCAGAAAUUCCAUCAAGAUCAUCAAUGACCUUGACUUUUCAGAUGAUGAAAAAAGAAGUGAUCUCUUGUGGAGAAUCAGGCCCCUAUUGGCCAAAAUGAGGCAAGGAUGUCUGAGUCUACCUAGAACAGAAAAAUUGUGCACUGAUGAGCAAAUGAUCCCAUUUACCGGUUGCUGCCCAGUGCACCAGUAUGUACCAGGCAAACCAUACCGAACUGGUUUAAAGGUGUUUGUCUUAGCUGCACCAACUGGUUUGGUCUUAGAUUUUGUGGUCUACGAAGGCAAGACUACCUUCAGAGAUACAGGAGGAAAGGGCAUUGAAAAGCAAGCUGUUCUUCAUUUGGCAGAGUCUGUUCCCCAAGGAACCCACCUGUUCUUUGGCAGGUUCUUUACAACUAUCAACCUCCUUGACACCCUAAAGAUUAAAGGGCUGACUGGAACUGGAACCCUCAUGAGUAACAGGAUUCAAAAGGAGUGCGAGAUCAUAGGGGAUAAGCCCUUCAAGAAGAAAGAAAGAGGGGCAUCAGAGAUGGUAGCCAGAAGAAGUCCUCCUGAACUUGCUGUCAUUAAGUGGUUGGACAAAAAGCCAGUUGUCAUGGCAUCCCCUGCCUAUGGCAUUGAACCUCAGGACACAUGCACAAGAUGGUCCAAGAAAGACAAAAGGUUUGUCCAGGUGCCAAGGCCACUGGCAAUUGCUGAGUACAAUACGAACAUGGGUGGCGUGGACCUUGUUGACCAAAUGUUGGGUUUCUACAGGAUGGCCUCUCGUACUCUGAAAUGGACAGUACGUGCAGUUCUCCACUUUUUUGAUCUGGUAAUGACCAACUUGUGGUUUCAGUAUAGGAGUGACUUGCAGUUUCAGGGGAAGAAACCACUGAAGUUCCUUGACUUCAAGCUGCUCCUUGGUGAAGAGUUGAUUACUUGGGCUCAAGCAGGAAGCGCAAGUGACAGUGAAGAUGACUAUACUCCACCGCGUCAAAAGUGGAAACCACAGCCAAAUGAAGCUCUGAGACACUAUGGUGCCAUCCAUCUUUCAGAGAUGGUGGACGAAACACAUGCAUCAAGAUAUCGCAGAUCCAACUGCAAGAGCAAAAUGUGUGUAAUUUGAUUUAAUUUCUUUAAUUUGUUUAUUUGUUAUUUUCUGUGACUAUGAAUACGCAAAAUGAUUUUGGAAACAUGACCAAUUUAUGCAGUAUAUUAUUUUGUCACAUGGACUGUACAGAAGGAUAGAAAAAUGGAGCAACACCUCAGGUAGAACUAUUAUUUCAAGGCAGGUGCACCCCAGUUGCUUUAGGGGGAUGGACUUCCGCCCACUAUUCAGAUGCAAUCUAAGAGGCAAACCGAGUGCACCGUGUCUUCAUUGCUCCUGAACUUUACCUGUAUUUGCAGGUUAGUACUUGGUAAAAAAAAAAAAUACUACCACUGUUUGUUACAUAGCAAUGUUUCAUCUCCACAGCGGGGUCAGGCUGCGCAGGCCGCUAGCAGAAACGUCGCGGUAAUGUUUUGUUAUUGUGGGUCGUGGUGCCCAGAGCAUUGUCUUGCAGGAAGGUCGUGCAUAUAGAUUUGUUUUCUUUUCAUUAUGAAGGUUGGCACUCCUGCACACUUUACUAUUUUAUAUAAAGUUUUUGAUACAAAGCUGUUUUAUUGCUUAAGUAUAAUUGAGGUUUGGAAAGUAUAAAGCUGUUUAAUAUGUGAGUGUUAAUGACAUAUAAAAUAGAAGGAAGUUGCCCAUGUUACACAGAAGUGAGUUUCAUCUUCAGUGUGCUGUAAAUGAUGUGUGUUUAUUUUUGCUCAAUGUCAGUAUUCAGAACCGGUACAGUUGUCCACUUUAAUUUCAACCAGAUAAGAGUGUGGUUUGCUUUAAAUACAGUUGAAUAUUGCUGUCAAUUCACUGUAGACUACAGUGGUUUUUAAUCGCUUAAGCCAGAGCGUGUGUGUAUUUUUGUUUUGCUUGCACUGAGAGAUCACAUGAAGUACAUGUAAAAUAGUGGAAAGUGUAGAGUGCAAUCCAUUUAUUUUUCUGCCUGUGACUUGGGAAAAUGGACAGAUGUAAACUUUAAGGACACUGGGACUGAAACAGUAAUGCACACAUGGAUAUUGUUAAUUCUGUUCAUGUUUAUUGAAACUUGAAUAAGAAAUGCAAUUUGAGAGGCAAACCGAGUGCACUGUGCCUUCAUUGCUCCUGAAUUUUAUAUGUAUUUGCAGGGAUUUCAUCUUUGUUAUUGUGGCACCAUUCCUGGGGCCCGUAACAAAAACAUAUGUGAUGUGCACAAAGUGCAAGGUAUUCCUCUGUGUUUGAAAGAAGGGGAAUUGCUUUUACUCCAAAUAAGCACAACAGAACUAAUCAAAAGUGAUGCUGGUCUGUGGAUGUUAAACUUGUUCUUAGGUUUACCUCUUUUUCAGGGGAAGCAACUGUUUGCCAUCAAAGUUCAGUUUUACAUGUUUGGCCUUCCAAUGUCCUCUGCAGUGGGCAUGUGAUAUCUAAAAAAUAAAAACUUUUUUAUCCAAAAAAAUGAUUUCAGUCUUCUGAUUACCUUACAAACAUUGGGGGAUU